AUGCUACCUAUACGUUCUAUAAAUAAUAUCGACUCUGCUUUUGUACAAUUUCAAAAUAAAACAAAUCGAAAAAUCGAUGUUUUGUGGAUUAAUUACGCUGGAGGAUUAAAAAAGUACGGAUCUUUGCAACCGUAUGAAACUUUAAACGUUGAUACAUAUAAAACACAUCCAUGGAUAUUUGUAGACCCCACAACUGGAAUAAAAAUGAAAGUGGGCUCUGGGACUGUAUUUUACCCUUUAUCUAAUACAGAAGUCAUUCGAAUUUUGAGAUUAAAUGCGGAUCAAGUGAUCAGAAUUCCUAUUCCGAUACGACUACCCGUAUUUAGUCUUUUACAAAUAACUUCUCAAAUUGUGCUUUCAUUGUUAAAAAAUACAAGUGAUAUUGAUAAUUUGCAAUUGCCAUUAGUUUUGAAGCAAGAGAUUUUGAAAUUGAAUGAAGAAAAAAAUAAAAUUGUAUCUCAAUAUUUUAGCUAUGAACAUUAA
This is a messenger RNA of Pediculus humanus corporis (human body louse), 483 nucleotides long. Its product is annotated as protein Vhl, putative. The transcript has 2 exons. The coding region runs from base 1 to 483 and encodes 160 amino acids. The record is from RefSeq and is a predicted model, not a curated record. Lineage: Eukaryota; Metazoa; Arthropoda; Insecta; Psocodea; Pediculidae.